Molecule: messenger RNA, 3508 nt
Organism: Pan troglodytes (chimpanzee)
Lineage: Eukaryota; Metazoa; Chordata; Mammalia; Primates; Hominidae
Gene: TUNAR
Product: transmembrane neural differentiation associated intracellular calcium regulator
Exons: 3
Coding region: 705-851 (48 amino acids)
Source: RefSeq, a predicted model, not a curated record
ACAGUGGGGGGCGCUCGAAGAGCAGGGCAGCUACGGCCACCGCGGCCGCCGGACCGGCCAUGUGCUAAAGUUUCUGGGGCUCGGCGCCCCGCUGGGCGCGCAGCGCGGGGAGCAGAGGCGCCGUGGGUGGGGCAGCGCGGUGCUGCUGGCGCCCGGCCCCCGCGGGGUGCAGCUCUGCGCGUUCUCAUGCUGUUUCUCUCUCUUUCCCUCCGCGCUGCCUCUCCGAGGUCCUCCCGCCGAGCCCCGGCGCGGGGCAUGGGGAGCCCCCGGGUGCCGCCCAGAGACCAGCAGGCUGCGCGCACACCUAGCCAGCGGCAGACGGGGACAUGAGCAGCGCGCACGGGGUCCCGCGCCGGGCGGCCAGCCCUAUCCGGCGGCGGCCAGCGGGUCAACGCUGCCCGGGAGAAUGAGGCAGGAGCCGGCGGCAGCCUCCUUUUUUUCCUCCUCCUCGCCUUCCUGCGGCUCCGGCGCUCCGGGUCCGGGCCGGGCUGUGGCUCUGCUGCGUGCCCCGCGCGCCCCUCAACCGCCUCCGGAUGCGCUUCUCGGAUGCCCAUGAGUUAAUCCUCCCCCAAACAACAGACUAGAGAAGGUAUUCAGAGGAACACAUGUAAGACCUUCACGGUUCACCUGCAGCUCUUAGGAGUUUCUGGGACUCGGGAGGAAAGGUUAGCCUGGCAAGGAAGAUAAAGACAUUUGCACCCAAGAUGGUAAUCACUAGUGGAAAUGAUGAAGACAGAGGAGGUCAAGAAAAAGAAAGUAAAGAGGAGAGUGUCUUGGCAAUGCUGGGGAUUAUCGGGACCAUUCUGAACCUGAUUGUGAUCAUAUUUGUCUACAUAUACACCACCCUGUGAAUGGCCCAGAGCGUCCUCAGAGGCCUCGGAAUGGCCAAAGACGGAAGUCCUGCGUGUCGGCGCAUCACUGACCAGACCCUGCGAGAACAAGCAGGCUUGACCCGCACAUACCACCCAAUCAAAUGCACCUUCAAACUUUACAAAAGGUCACACAAAUAGACCGAUCCUGCUGCAGGGAGCAGACACUAAAGCACAAUGAUUCCAACAAAACUCAUUCACAGCACUAGGAACUCAACGUCUUUGGCAGGGGGUCCAGAAGAAUGCUUGGGAGACCAGCCUCUGACACCAUCGGUGAGCGGAUGGGUGCAGAAAUUCAUUAUUCCAGAUCGCUGACAGAUAUCACAUAUUUGAAAAGAUGAAUAGGGCGGACAUGGCUCAGAUGUGUGUCUCCCAGGACAAGUGUUUCAUCUUCACUUGACGAGCUAUUUAGUGGAAAAACCACAGGGGCAGCCCUUUGACAGGCAUCCCAUUCAUCAAAAGUGUCUAACUAUUUGAUACUGGGGAGAUAACUUAUUUUUCUUUUUUCAUUGGCUUGACAUGUGUAUCUGUUCAUAUCAAGGUUUAUAAAUAUAUAUUUUUAAUAAAUGUGCUCUAUUUUUUAGCAUGAACCAAAUUCUUGGAGAGGCGCUCCCAGAUCCAUAGAGCUUUCCUUAGUUUUAUCUGCUUUGUCCCCUCCUCCCUCAACUACAGAUGUUCUGUUGUGGAGCCAUUCUAGUCCUUUUGUCUCAUCUUGAGUCUUUUACCUUGCGCUUUUGUUCUCUCUCUCUCCUCUCUCUCUGCCUCUUUGGUCUGAAGGACAUUUUCCCAUACUGUCAGCCAUGGUUUUGGGUGCAUGUUUUAAGAUUGUCCAUUGAGUGGCUUUUUGUUGUUAUCUCGGAGAUAUAAAAUGAUUGUGGGCAUGCAGACCUUAGAUGCACCCUGUCUUUACUGAGAAUUAUGCAUGAAUAAGGGCUGAGUGAUAGAUCAGCUUAAAAUUAAAAGGACUACCUUUGAGGAAGAAGAGCGUGGCUAUAUUUGCAGAUGAACUUCUGAACAGAAUAUUCAGCUUCUUACUGGCAGCGUUAUUGUUUCAUUCUUGUGACCAUUCGUUUAUCAGAUUUUGAUUUUAGCGGUCAUGUACCAUGAGAGUUGGGAAGAACAAGGGGGAAAGCUCAGUAUUAGGUGCAUUACUCCUUCCUUUGCAAGAUACCUGGGAUCCUCCUCAAAAGUGGGUGGGGUAUAAAUGACACAAGAACUCCCCCAUGAGAUCUCAUGGUGAUUCAGGCUGUGAGGACAGCCCUGUGACAAGUGACUUUUCAGGGACAUGAGGAGGGGAUUUAAUGAUUGCCCUGAAGGACUUCUGUAUUUUUAAAGCCCCUGGUUUACACCCACAUGAAGCUAUUUCCUCUCUGGCAGGGAUGGUUGCAUAAAAACAAAUUAGCUCCCUUCUGGCUCCCUGAAAUGGGCCCUUGCCUGGCUACAGUGGCAUGGCCUUAAAGAGAGGGUUAGUAUUCCUUCUGCCAUUGCCAGCUGUAUUAGUCUGUUUUCACACUGCUGAAAAAGACAUCCCCAAGACUGGGCAAUUUACAAAAGAAAGAGGUUUAUUGGACUUACAGUUCCACGUGGCUGAGGAGGCCUCACAAUUACGGUGGAAGGUGAAAGGCACGUCUCACAUGGUGGCAGACAAGAGAAGUGAACAUGUGCAAGGAGACUCCCAUUUUUAAAACAGAUCUCGUGAGACUUUUUCACUAUCAUGCAAACAGCAUGGGAAACCUGCCCCCGUGAUUCAGUUACCUCCCACCGGGUCCCUCCCACAACACAUGGGUAUUCAAGAUGAGAUUUGGGUGGGGUUACAGCCAAACUCUAUCACCAGCCUUGCCCCUGGGCAGAAGCAGCAGCAGUCUGCCUGGCUGGAUUCAAAUGAUUCUGAGGCUUCUAUAGUCUAUGCCUUCAGAUCUCUCCCUCACCCAUGCUAUGGUGUCUGAAAUUCCACCAUUAGAGAGUCAUUUCUUGGGCUCUGUUAAAUGGACCAGGCUCUUUUAUAAAGAAAAUGCCCCUGAGCAGCUGGCUCUGGCAUUGAUUUAUGAUAUCUUCUCUUCCCUGCCAGAAGGAAGGAAGCUAAGGUGCAUGUAGGGCGUACUGUGUGCCCAGGCACUGUGCCAGAUGCUUUGGAUACUUGGAGUCAUUGAAUUCUUGUAGUAACCCUGUGAGAGAGGGAGUCUUUUCCCCACAUUGUAGAAGAAGGAAAAAGGGCUCAGAGAGGUCAAGAAAUGUCCCUGAGAUCACAUGGCUUCUAGUGGAGUCAAGAUCCAAACCCAAUGUGUCUGAUUCCUUAGCCCUUGGGGGGUCCAGAGGCUGCUGAACAAGAAAGGAGGUGGAGAGGAGAGAAAGCUGCAGGAAUACCACCACACACCCUUCUCCCUCCCCUGUAAAAACAACCCUGGGAACUCCCUGGACACUAGCAGAAUAUCAUACACUAAGGAUAAGGGAUGAGAGGAGGCUGGUUAGAAAUAAAGCAAUGUCAGGGGGAAGGAGCUACUCAGUAGGCUCUGUGUGAUUCUAGAAAGACUGUAUGAAAAUUCUGAACAGUGAACAGAAUAAACAAUAAAGGUGCAAUGGAAAAAAAUACUCGAUGUCUUUUCUUUCAACAUUGUGGGAUAUAAAACAUUUCAAUGUCA